GAGCGAUGAAUCAUUUUUAUUUUGCACUCAACGCCGGUAUUUAGUUUACGUUUAUCACGCAACUAGACAAGAUGAAUGUUCUUUUCGUGUGCUUGGGCAACACCUGCCGCUCGCCCAUAGCCGAGGCUAUCUUGUUGAAUUUGAUUCGCAUACAUCAACUAACGGAUUGGCACACGGAUAGCGCGGCCCUGCGGGAUUGGAAUGAUGGUUUGGAGCCACAACCGCGCACCUUGCAAGUGCUCCGACAACAUGGCCUAAGCACGAAACAUUUGAGUCGAAUGAUAACAGCACAAGAUUUCUACGACAACGACUUUAUUUUUGGCAUGGACGAAAGCAAUAUGGCAGAACUGCAACAAAUGGCGAACAGCCUGAAUCCCAAACCCAAGUGUCAGCUAGUACUGCUGGGCAGUUAUCUGGGACGCAAGGAAGAUGAAAUAAUUCGAGAUCCAUAUUUUAGCAAAGGAAUGGGUGGAUUUCACGCGGCGUACCUGCAAAUCAAGGAAAGCUGUGAAAAUUUUGUACAGCAGCAUAAACAACACAAGAAGGAGCUAUAAGUUCUUGAACCAGUAAUUUUUAUUUAUAAAUGUAUCAAGCUUUAUAACUGUUUUAUUAUCUUUAUAAUGUACAUUGCACUUGUAUAUUUCUCGACGUCCAUAUUAUAUUUUAUACGUGCAAUUGUGCAGCGUAAAUUGGUCG
Messenger RNA from Scaptodrosophila lebanonensis, 696 nucleotides. RefSeq names its product low molecular weight phosphotyrosine protein phosphatase 1 (gene Argp). Gene Ontology annotation, biological process: protein dephosphorylation. Gene Ontology annotation, molecular function: protein tyrosine phosphatase activity. The record is from RefSeq and is a predicted model, not a curated record. Bases 72 to 554 code for a protein of 160 amino acids. Lineage: Eukaryota; Metazoa; Arthropoda; Insecta; Diptera; Drosophilidae. The transcript is spliced from 4 exons.